CGUCAACCCCAAGGAAUGUUGACCGCUGAAAAAUCUCUGAAAAACUGCUCUUACACUUUCUUCUCUGUCUUCAACUUUCCCAACUUUCUUCUUCUUCAUUCCUUUAUCGCAAUCGCCACUUGAAGUUCUCUGCAACAACUCCACCGCCAAUCACAAUCUCCAAACCUUUUUCACAAUGCAGAAGAGUUCCUCAACAUCUUCCUUAGGUCCAGGUGGCCUCGACCUUUCUCAAGCCUUCUUCAAGCCAAUCCGCGACGCCUCUCCCCCAUCGACUUCAAAGCGCAACACCAAAAUCUCCGUCAUCGGCACCGGAAACGUUGGCAUGGCCAUCGCUCAAACCAUCCUUACUCAAGAUCUGGUCGACGAACUCGUCCUCGUCGACGCCAAGCCCGACAAACUCCGCGGCGAAAUGCUCGAUCUCCAACACGCUGCCGCUUUCCUUCCCCGCACCAAAAUCAGCGCCUCCACCGAUUACUCCAUUACCGCUGGAUCCGAUCUAUGUAUUAUUACUGCUGGUGCUCGCCAGAUCGCCGGUGAAUCUAGGUUGAAUCUGCUGCAGAGGAACGUUGCUCUGUUUCAGAAGAUCGUGCCGCCGCUGGUUCAGUUCUCUCCCGAGACGAUUCUUCUGAUCGUUUCAAAUCCGGUGGAUGUUUUAACUUAUGUUGCUUGGAAGCUCUCUGGUUUUCCUUCAAAUCGAGUGAUUGGAUCGGGAACGAAUCUGGAUUCGUCUAGGUUCAGGUUUCUUAUCGCUGAUCAUCUCGACGUCAAUGCUCAGGAUGUUCAGGCAUACAUAGUGGGAGAGCACGGCGACAGUUCAGUAGCAUUAUGGUCAAGCAUAAGUGUAGGCGGAGUGCCAAUACUAAGCUUUCUAAAGAAUCAACAAAUCGCCUACGAGAAAGAAACAUUAGAGAAAAUUCACAAAGAGGUCAUUGGCGGGGCUUAUGAAGUCAUAAGCCUUAAGGGCUACACAUCAUGGGCAAUCGGCUAUUCCGUGGCGAGCUUGGCUCGGUCACUCCUUCGAGACCAACGGAGGAUCCACCCCGUCUCUGUCCUUGCAAAAGGGUUGUAUGGUAUUGACGGUGGCGACCUGUUCCUCAGCCUGCCUGCGCAGCUCGGGAGGGGUGGAGUAUUGGGGAUCACCAAUGUGCAUCUAACUGAGGAGGAGUCGAGACGGUUGAGGGACUCGGCCAACACCAUCUUGCAGGUGCAAACCGAGUUGGGGAUCUGAAAAUUUUGCACCAACAAUUUAUAUCCAUGGAUGAUAUGGAUGCUUUUGAUGUUGUUUUGAUGGUGUUUGUGUUUCUUUUGAGGUUGGAUGAAGAGUAAAGAGCUAACUUUGAUAAGGGUGAGAUUGAUAAUGUUUUGUUCUAUUACCCUUUAGAAUGAUAUAUAUUAACUAUAAUCACACAAUGUAUAACAUAUAAUGAUGCCCGAUUAAGGCACUACAUCGAUCCAUGGACAAAUUUCCCUAAACUUACGAAAUUUAAUAAGAAUUUAAACUUCAUGUCGUUUUUAUGAAA
This is a messenger RNA of Benincasa hispida (wax gourd), 1520 nucleotides long. Its product is annotated as Lactate/malate dehydrogenase family protein. The record is from RefSeq and is a predicted model, not a curated record. Lineage: Eukaryota; Viridiplantae; Streptophyta; Magnoliopsida; Cucurbitales; Cucurbitaceae. Gene Ontology annotation, molecular function: L-lactate dehydrogenase (NAD+) activity. Gene Ontology annotation, cellular component: cytoplasm. Gene Ontology annotation, biological process: pyruvate metabolic process; lactate metabolic process.